CGAUCUUGACAUUCAAGUGCAAAGGGAUGUCAGAUGAGAAUACUUCAAGUUUACUUGACAAGUGGAUAAAGGAUGACAACAUGAUUGUCACUAGUAAAAUGCUCAGUCGUGAGAUUGGAUCACGUCCGAAUAUUGCUAAGAACCAUCUAUUAGCAUACUACAACUCGAAUGAAAAUACAGUACAUCCAGUUAUCGCUAUAUCUGGCAGAACGAAUAGUGCGUCUCUACAAACACAUUUGACAGCGAAUCUCGACCGUCUAGAAGAAACAAAGAAAAUGUUUAUCGAUAUAUCCUCAAUCUAUUUACAUGCUAUUUCAGCUUCCAAGAUAACAGAUCUGACGAUGAUCGUCAAUUAUGAGAAGGAAUAUUUCCAGCAUAGCGCACCUGCACCUUCCAAUCUACCUAAGAAGGCAAAACCAGCGGCAGCACCAGCCAAAAAGACAGCACCUUCAGCAGUCAAAAAAGAAAUACCCAAAAAGGAGGAAAAAGACGCUGUCAAACCCAAAGCCAAACCAGCGAACGGCAAACGUCGCAUCAUUGAGUCUGAUGAUGAAGACGACAUUACGAUAUCGUCACCAGCUGAUGCUCCCCCACUUGCACAGACGCACACGCAGGCGCCUGAACGUAUGGAUAAGAAGCGCAAAGUAACCAAAAGUGUGACGAAGAUGAACGAGAAGGGUUACAUGGUUACUGAGGAUGUCGACGAGUGGGUGACAGAUGACGAGGCACCACCGCCUAAGAAGACUGCUGCAGCUGGUAACGCGUCAACUAAACCAAAAUCAAAACCAGCUGCAAGCGCACAAGCGAAACCGAAAGCUGGACAAAGCAGCUUGAAUUCGUUCUUUAAGAAGAAAUGAUGUUGUAUUAGACUUGGUAAUAAUUUAUGUUAGUUAUGCUGUGAUGCUAUAGCCGCCAGUAUUUUGGCCUGUGUCGAUAUCGCAUCCACGUCUUCCGUGACGUAGAAACAGGGUAUAUGUAACUGUUCAAGUUGUGACUGUUGUUGAGGUCGCUGGUAAUGCUAUUAGUAUGGAAUGCGUAUUGAAGUGAAGUAUCCUCACCAGUUCAUCCCACCGCGAGAGAGCUUUUGUUUUGAAUGCAUCAACUUUUUUGGCAAAGUCUCCGUCAAGUCGAGCCAUAUCUCUGCUCAAAUCAAUGCGUGCUAAUGUUGCUUUCUGUUCUAGCUCUUUACGCGCAUUCGUGAACUUGCUAUUCAUAACGCUAUACUCUGUGUGCAACGUUUUCUCCAGUUUGUCCUGUUGCUUGCGUAUUUCAGUUAGUUUGGCUAUUUUAUGUGCUGGUAGUGUGGGUACAAGCAUGAGUGCUUGCGGAAAUGUCAUACUACGUAGCUGUAGUGCUUCAUUCUCACUGAUUGUCUCUAGUGGCGGUUCCUCAACUUUUGACUGCACAUUCUGUUGUACUAGUGGUAAUUUUGAUGGUGGGGCUGGUGCUUUAGGCGCUGGUAUUGAUGUGGAUGAUAUCGGGAGUGACGAACGCUGUUUCUGAGCUGUUGAUGGUGCAGGUGGACCGAGAAGCUCUAACAAGGAAUCUAUUUCAGGAUUUCGUGGUGGAUGAAUGCCCAUAUCUCUCGCACUUUCUACUUCACUCGUGUUCCGUGCUUCUUGAGUCUUUUCCGUGUUAUUACCGUUCAUAGAAUCCAGAGAUGGCUUCAGAGCACUCAAGAGCGCUUGUAUACUCCCAGGAUCUUCCUCCUAGAUAAUAUGUUAGCUAUAGUGCAGUAUUAUAGAGAUAUCUCACCUUAAAGCUCAU
Wallemia mellicola CBS 633.66 is the source of this 1767-nucleotide messenger RNA. RefSeq lists its product as hypothetical. The record is from RefSeq and is a predicted model, not a curated record. Gene Ontology annotation, molecular function: DNA-directed DNA polymerase activity. Lineage: Eukaryota; Fungi; Basidiomycota; Wallemiomycetes; Wallemiales; Wallemiaceae. The transcript is spliced from 3 exons. Gene Ontology annotation, biological process: DNA replication; DNA strand elongation involved in DNA replication; DNA synthesis involved in UV-damage excision repair. Gene Ontology annotation, cellular component: nucleus; delta DNA polymerase complex. Bases 27 to 857 code for a protein of 276 amino acids.